CAUUACGUGACGAUAUGAUACGAGUCAAUAACUUGCGUAACCUUUUAACUAUAUCGAUUGUAUAAAAACGUUUCACAAUCAAAUACUAUCAUUAGGCGAAGUCUUUGUUUUGUUACGGUAGAGCCAGUUGUAUGUCCAGUUACCCUUAAGAAAUAAAUGAUCUGUCCCACACCAGACCACCACGGAAAAUGGCGACUGUGAAAUAGAUGGAAGACGAAAGUAAGAAAUUAUUCAAUGCAGCGUUUACAUUGUGCCCUGUCUCCAUCCGCACCGCUAGGAGGUCAUGGCAGCUGAAAUGUCAUGUCUGACAGGUGUUGAUGAAGACGACAAAGAUGCAGAUCCUGAGAUCAAUGCCCUCACACUCCUGCAAGAGCCAGUGAGAAUGGCACAAGAUUCAGCCAGUUGCACCGAUUCUUUUGGCAAACCUUCUCUAAAACAAAACAGUGUUCUAGAUGUUCUGUCAAACACUGAUAUGUUGUCUCCGGUUGGCCUGGGAAAUGGGCCUUCAUCGCAUCAGGCUACACAAGCCCAUGAACUCAACAACAUCUCCACAGAUAAAGAGGAGGCAAAGAGCAUCACCCCACUAAAAACUGUGCAGGAAAUUGAUACUGCAGGAAUUUGGGGGUUUGAUGUCGACUCACCUGAGAACUCAUUAGAUAACUUUAGUAGCGCCAGUGACCUUCAUUGGGACCCCCACAAAGAGUUUAUGCAGUUUCUGUGGGAGAACCAUGGCGAUUCACCUGGUGAGGAGCCUAAAGAUGAAGUCCCUUCUGCCAACAGCCAAAGGAGAAGGAAGCGGAAAAUGGACAUGGUUGUCAUGGUGGAUCCCUCAGAAGAACUUUAUCCUGAUCUGAGCCACAAGUCAUCUGAGGAAUUGUCUGAUGCUGAAGACCAAGUAGACUCCCUUCCUGUCAGGAAAGUCAGAAACUCAAAAAAGUUCUCCCAGUUACAGCCGUCACCAACUGGGAAAGUUCCCACGUAUCCCAAUGGAACUGUAAAGGCCAUUAAGGAAAUUCUUUACAAUGCACCUGCAAGAAAUUCACAUGAGAACAGUAUAGGUCAUGGGCUUUCACCAUUGAAAGGGAGGCUCACCAUGAAUUCUCAUUCAGAGGAAAAGCCAUCAUGUUAUCCUUGCUCAAAAUGUAAGCUCAUUUUCAAUAAAGAGCAUCAUUUGCAUCGUCAUAUGAAGUCUCAUGUUGACUCACCAAAUAUCUCGCCAGAGCCUUUUAUAUGCCGAGAAUGUGGACAGUCCUUCAGACUAAGUGUUUCGCUGAUUGAGCACAUGUCCAUCCACAAAGAAAAAACAGCAAGACUUACUGAGGAGAUCAAAGGCGUGAAUGAUAAAAACAAAGAGGACAAAAAGAAGCUAUUCUGUCCCUCAGUGCGCAUUUGUUACAAACUGCCCCAACACAUUUGUUCAACAUGCGAAAACACACGAGAAGGACAGAGAGAAAGUUCAGAUGUGACAAAUGUAGCUUCAGGACAAUGAGUGAGACGGAAAUUUAGGAGACAUGACAUUAUGCCGCAUAUUACUGUUAGAAAGAAAAUCCAGAAUGAUGAUGACUCUGAAAUCUUUUCCUGUAACAUUUGUUCUUAUAGAGCUUUAAGCAAAAGUGUUUUUAAGAAUCACCUUCUGCGCCGCCAUCAACAAACUUUGGAGGAAAAGGGAGUUGAACCGCUCAUUGAUAAAAUUGAAGAACCAUCUAAGGUGCCGCAUGUGCCUACUACUAAAACGUCUGUAGAAGAUACAGAGAUUACAUCUAAAAUCUCUAUAAAAAAUCAGAUCCCUUCCAAAAGAGCUUGUUCACCUAGCGACUCCAAUGAUAUUUCUGACUUAUUCAAAAAUAGCAAGAUUAAGAGAGGUCUCAAGUCUCCACUAACAGAGUCAAAGCUGGAUAAAUCCAUAAAUGUUCUUCUGUCCCGACAAAGACAUGGAAAGAAAACUCCUGAACAGAGGAAGGAAAGCAAUAAUCUCAGAACUUCUGUUCAGGAUUCCAAAGGUGACAGUGAUGGCUCUGAUCAGUUGCCAAGAACAUUGACUAUCAAGGUUGAAGAUUCAGCUUCAUCCCCAAAUGGCCAUUGGAUGGCAUCCACUGCAGCCGAAAUAGAUCAGUCAACAGUCAGAAAGUCACCGUCUAAAAGGAAGAUGUCCAUCCCGUAUCGCAACACCUUUGAACAAGACUCAUGCUUCAUCUUGCCAAAACCUCUGCUAAGUCCCAUGAAAAUGAACCAAGAAGAAGACGAAGAUGAUGAUGAUGAAGAAGAGUCAGACUGUAAAGAAAAGGACAUUUUCCAGUUUUCCGAUACAGAUACAGAUGACAUUUUUGACAAUGGUAUCAAGAAAGAAAAACAAAACAUAAUUUAUACCUAUAGCAGAAGAAUGUCCAUGAGGGGUGCUCUGCAGGCGUCUAAAAGGCUAUUUGAGAAAAUAAAGACUGAAGAGCAAGAUCAAACCAUCCCUGAAAUCAAAGAAGAAUGCAUAGAAACGGAAGUCUAAGAAACAAUUGACUCCCACCAAAUACCACUGAGUGAAGACUUCACAGGGGAUUUUGAUUUGGAGUUGGAAUCGGACCGCAAAAACUGUCCAUACUGCCCUGCAGUCUUUGAAUCGGGUGUUGGAUUGUCCAAUCAUGUCCGAGGGCAUCUUCAUCGGGUCGGACUGAGCUACAAUGCACGCCAUGUAGUGUCUCCUGAGCAGGUGGCAUCUCAAGACAGAAGGCCACGGAUUCGACGAAAGAUUUCAGCUUUCCGAAGAUUAAAAAAAGCGUUACAGCUGGAGUCAGAAUCUGAGACUGUGAAGAGCAUUCACUCCUGCCCGUUAUGUGGGGACUCAUUUGAUAACAGGACUGGACAGUCCAACCACAUUCGAGGCCAUCUCAAAAAGCUUGGUAAAAGUUUUGCAACAAAAAAUAAAUCCCCAUUAUUUUUACUCCGGGAGUUGAUGCGCGACAAGAAAGAGUUCCAGCGGGCACUUCAAAUUCUGGGAAAGAGACGGAACCAUUUCCAAUAUGGUGCUUCACCAAAGGUGUCCAAUGUUGAUAGUUUCACGCCGCCACCCAUUGGAUUCCCAAAAAGAAUUCUGAAGAAGAGGAAGUGUCAGGAAGACGGCAGAAUAAAGGGGUCUUCUCACAUGUCAAGAAACGUGUUUGCAGUUUCUUCAAACUGUGAGCACAGUUCCGGAUCAAGGGUUGCAUCUUCACUGCCAAAUUCGUUAUGCGAGAAAGGUGAAUUCAACCGGAAGGUGUGCGUCCACUGCAAUGCAACUUUCCACAGUGGAGUUAGCCUGUCUAAUCACCUCCGGGCGUAUACAAAACGAAAAAGGAAUGCCUUACUUGAGGGACACACAUUCGACUGUAAAGCAAGGAGGCAGCGCUCGAGGCCUGGCUCAAAGAAGAAGACACUGCCCUUACCACAGACUCCAGAGGAAAUGUACAGGCUCACCUGCAGGUUCUGUGACCUCGUCUUCCAGGGUCCCUUGUCAGUCCAGGAGGACUGGAUUAAACAUUUACAGAGACACAUUAUGAACACUAGUGUCCCUCACACCGGGCUGAGCAUGGUCGAGGUCCCCUUGCUGCCCACGGACCCCCCGACUCUCAAGACUGACCAAGACAGCUCUCUGACAGCCACACAUGCUGCAUCAUGAAGCCAAUGGGGACCUUUUUAGAGUUCACUGACAUGUAUGUGUAUGUGUAUGUACAUUGGAUGUUCUUUCACUCUCUUUUUCAAUGAGAAAACUGGCCAAAAGUACAAUAUUGCUCAAUGGAGAUAUUGUGCAUGUUUGGACAGAUAAUUAUAAGUUAAUUAUUUUGGAUAUUAUAAACUUUUCUGUUUUUACAUGGUCCAUUUUUUUGGAAAUACAAUUCCAAAUGGUCGGACUGUUUUCUUGUUUUAUGCAGUAAUGUAGUGUGGAAUCCAUUUCUAAUGAAGACAACUUUUACCUCCGAUUUCUCAUGGUUUGAGUCAGUUUUUGUCAACAUUUGGGAGCGCCUCUCUUCUGCAUCAAUAGUCACAUUUAAAAAGUUACAUAGAUCCAUGUUUCUUUUGUAUUGCAACACGUUUAAAUCAAAGCCCACAGCCUCUGUUUUCAGGCCACAGAGUUGGUGAGAUAAAUUCGUCUGAAAAUGACGGCACCUGAAAGCUCACAAUGAAGUUACUGGAAUCAAGAGUGGAAAAGAGAGCUACUGUACAAGAACAAAAGAAAAAUGUCUGCAAACUUAUUAUGCAUAGAAAGUGUUUUAUAGUAUUUCAAUAACUGCAUUGUUUCUAAUACAACAUUUUGACUGAU
This is a messenger RNA of Cyclopterus lumpus (lumpfish), 4285 nucleotides long. RefSeq names its product zinc finger protein 644a (gene znf644a). Gene Ontology annotation, molecular function: RNA polymerase II cis-regulatory region sequence-specific DNA binding; DNA-binding transcription factor activity, RNA polymerase II-specific. Gene Ontology annotation, biological process: regulation of transcription by RNA polymerase II. Gene Ontology annotation, cellular component: nucleus. NCBI's taxonomy places the organism in Eukaryota, Metazoa, Chordata, Actinopteri, Perciformes, Cyclopteridae. The record is from RefSeq and is a predicted model, not a curated record.